Molecule: messenger RNA, 4879 nt
Organism: Boleophthalmus pectinirostris (great blue-spotted mudskipper)
Lineage: Eukaryota; Metazoa; Chordata; Actinopteri; Gobiiformes; Gobiidae
Gene: rap1gds1
Product: RAP1, GTP-GDP dissociation stimulator 1
Exons: 15
Coding region: 365-2188 (607 amino acids)
Biological process (GO): positive regulation of GTPase activity
Cellular component (GO): cytosol
Molecular function (GO): guanyl-nucleotide exchange factor activity; protein binding
Source: RefSeq, a predicted model, not a curated record
GUUGAGGCGCUGCGUGCGUGUGUGCGUAAGAGUGCGUGUGUGUGCGUGUGUGUGCGGGUCAUUACGGAGCCCGUCCUCUCGGUCCUCUCUCUCCGGCGGAGCGCAGGCAGCAGGUCCAGCCCCGGUGUCGGUGAGUGGACAUGAGCGGAAGCCUGUAGACACCAGCAGCAUCUUCAGCGCGGGACGAACCGGCCCCCGGGGCGAGCUAGUGCUAAUCUCCACCCUCCCCAACUUCACCGGUUUGACGCUGCGGUUUUAGGGAAGGAGCCGUGCGGGGAAGCGGGCUACCUCCGGUCACUGGGCUUUCUGCUGCACUGGGGAGCGCUACACGUCGGCUGGUUUUCCGAAGCCACAUCCUGCCGAGAUGGACAAUCUGAGCGAGGCCCUGGAGAAGCUGAAGCUGGCUUCUUCAGACAGCUCUACAGACAGCGUGGAGAGCUGUGUGGACUGUCUGCUCAAAGCGCUGGCCAAUAACAACACCGAAGCCAGUAUGAAGAUCCAGGAAAUGGGAGUGCUGCCCCUGCUCCCCUCCCUGCUCACCCCCCAGUCUUCCUGCACCCCCAAAGUAGCCAACAUCAUCGCAGAGGUGGCCAAAAAUGAGUUCAUGCGGACCCCUUGUGUCGAAGCGGGCCUCAUCCCUCCCCUCAUUCAGCUGCUGACCUCUACAGACCAGGAGGUUCUACUGCAGACCGGCCGCGCUCUCGGCAACAUCUGCUACGACAGCCAUGAGGGCAGGAGAGCAGUUGACCAGGCAGGAGGCGCUCUCUUAGUAGUUGACCACAUUAAGUCCCUCUCCCCAAACACUGAGCCGGACAGUGAGAAGCUCUUGACUGUCUUUGUUGGCAUGCUGAUGAACUAUAGCAAUGAGAAUGAUUCCCUACAAGCCCAGCUGAUCAAUAUGGGCGUCAUCCCAACUCUGGUCAAGCUGCUGGGUGUCCAUUCCCACAACACAGCCCUGACGGAGAUGUGUCUUAUUGCGUUUGGCAACUUGGCCGAGCUUGAGUCCAGUAAAGAGCAGUUUGCCUCCACCAACAUCGCAGAGGAGCUGGUGAGACUCUUCCAGAAGCAGACGGAGCACGAGAAGAAGGAGAUGGUCUUCGAAGUGCUGGCCCCACUGGCAGAAAAUGAUGUGAUUAAGCUGCAGCUGGUGGAGGCGGGGCUGGUGGAGUGCCUGCUGCAGGUGGUGGCUCAGACAGUGGACGGAGAGCGAGAGGAGGACAUCGCUCAGCUCAAGACCGCCUCAGACCUCAUGGUGCUGCUGCUGCUCGGAGAUGAGUCGAUGCAGAAGCUGUUUGAAGGAGGAAAGGGCAGUGUCUUCCAAAGAGUUCUGUCCUGGAUCCCCUCACACAACCACCAGCUGCAGCUCGCCGGGGCACUAGCCAUUGCCAACUUUGCUCGAAACGAUGGGAAUUGUAUUCACAUGGUGGACACGGGGAUUGUGCAGAAGCUUCUGGAGCUGUUGGACAGACACGUUGAAGAAGGAAACGUGACGGUACAACAUGCCGCCCUGAGCGCCCUGAGAAACCUGGCCAUACCUGUGGUGAACAAAUCCAAGAUGCUGUCUGCUGGUGUGGCGGACGUGGUUUUGAAGUUCUUGCCUUCCGAGAUGCCUCCGGUCCAGUUCAAACUGCUGGGAACAUUACGGAUGCUCAUCGAUACACAAGCUGAAGCGGCGGAGCAGCUGGGGACCAAUGUGAAGCUGGUGGAGCGCCUGGUGGAGUGGUGUGAAGCCAAAGACCACGCUGGAGUGAUGGGCGAGUCCAACCGCCUGCUGUCUGCUCUCAUCCGACACAGCAAGUCCAAGGAAGUGGUCCGAUCAGUCAUCCAGUGUGGAGGAGUCAAACAUUUAGUUACCAUGGCUACGAGUGAGCAUAUGAUCAUGCAGAAUGAAGCACUGGUGGCGUUGGGUCUCAUAGCAGCGCUGGAUCUGGUGGCUGCAGAGAAGGACUUUGUGGGCUCCAGUCUGGUGUCCGUGCUUCACAAACUGCUGUCAGACGAGAGGAGCGCGCCAGAGAUCAAGUACAACUCUAUGAUCCUCAUCUGUGCUGUUAUGGGCUCUGAGCCCCUCCACAAAGAAGUCCAGAGCCUGGCGUUCAUCGACGUCGUGUCCAAACUGCGCGCUCACGAAAACAAGACAGUGUCUCACCAGGCCUCGCUCACGGAGCAGCGACUAACGGCCCAGAGCUAAAGGACUGUGCGCCCUUCCCCCGUCACACCCCCUCUCCCUCUACACACACAUGCACACCCACCCACACAUACUACACAAACACACGCACAUGUACAUGAGACGCCUGCCUGACCACCCCCAUCACCCCCCCGUCACGUGCCAAGGUACCAUGUCGUUUACUGCCAGCCCCUCGUCCAAUCACAACACUGCAUCCUCUCCUCUGCUUAGCGCCACACAAGGGUCCCUCUGCAGCUCUACUCUUGUGCAUAUGUCUGGAUUUUACACACAGGCCAGUUUGACAAAGGUAAUCGAGUAUUGUUGAAACGAGCUACUAAAGUUACGACUAAACAACUAGGGACGCAAAUGUCUUUAGAUUGUUUUAAGCCAGACUUUGGAUAUUAGAACAAGGAUUAUUUGCACUUUGUUUCGGGUUCACUGCAGGCCUUGAACUGUUUGCUGUUGUGAUAGACAGUCCUGUAUAUUCUCCAUUAACCACAGUGUAUGUAGAACUGACAAAUAUUUUAUAGUCCUGGAUUAGUCUGUAGAUUUAAAGCUUGAGCCGAACAAUCUCUGAAAGCUGCUCAAAACGUUCCAUAUCUUUGUGAAACUGGCUUUGGAUUCCUUUAGUUCUGAGUCAUUAAAGCCAAACUUGAAGUGUUUUUAGACUUUGGGGUUUGAAGUUGUCCCCUGAAAGCCAUAUUAUUAGUGAGUAAUUUUCAAAACGGUUCACACAGACUCUCCCAUUGUUCCGUGAUGUGACUUUAUGCCAUGAUUUUCUGCAUGCAUCGGCCAUCAGACAGCAUCGUACUGCAAUAGAUCCUUAACGACCAUAGCUGUGAACUCAUCUGCAGGUACCACGCCCGUCAAAUUGUGCACAAAAGAACAAAAAUAACGCCAGACCAGACUUUUGGUUCCACUUUUUUCUACAGCAGCCAUCCACGCCAUGCGAGUUGUGUCACAUGUAGCUACAAUAUUAAACUGCCUAGAGACUGUGCAUGUUUUAGUCCAGUGUUUUGCAGCUCACCAAGUCAAAAUACAGCUUCACUUUCGCUCUCGUACUCUCCUUUGUCAUUCUUUAAGAUUCGAGGGGUUUUAUUCAGAUUUUAAAGUUCACACUCGGAGACGUCCGUAUUGUCCCGGGCAGAAACAAGGCCGUUUUUAUGAAUCUGAAAUCAUGCAACUUGAAGGAAGAUCUAUUUUUACUUGACUUUACAUAGACACUGUCUCGCCACACAGCUGCUCCUCCGCCCCUGAAUCGCCAGCCCCGAGCGUGACCCAAAACGCUGGUGUCCACUGUAAGAAAAUGAAAGGUUUGAACUUUAAAUCACUGGCCACAUUAUUAGGUACGAUUAAAUGCUUUUCUUGACAUGCAAAGUUGCGAAGAAUUAACGUGGAGAAGGAGUUUUUAAGGAGGGUUUUCUUGUCGGAAUAUCUCAAAAUGAUGUAGGACAAUGUAAAACCAAAAAUAAGAAAACAAAAAAACAACAAUUUUCUUCAUUAUAUGUCUUAAAAACCAAAAUGGAAAAACUAAUAAUGAUUCGGGGUUUUUUUUUUUUCAGUUUUCGAUUUUGUGUUUAAAUGAAGAAUGGAAAAAAACGGAGAACGUUUCCCGUUUACAUGAGAUGCUGAAGUGAGAUGCCGGACUGAACCAGGACUGAACCAGGUCCGGAAGCUGACCGGUCCUGUUCUCGGUCCUGUUCCCGGUCAAGUUCCCGGUCAAGUUCCCGGUCAAGUUCCCGGUCCUGUUCCCGGUCCUGUUCCCGGUCCUGUUCCCUGUCUCAGUCCCGGUCUCGGGACUGAGGCUGGGACUGAAAACGGUUUAGUCCUGCUUUAGUCCUGCUUUAGUCCUGCUUUAGUCCUGCUUCAGUCCUGCUUCAGUCCUGCUUCAGUCCUGGUUCAGUCCCUGUUCAGUCCGGUGUCACAGUUUAAAUCACAGAAACAGAAAAACAGCCAUUAUUGUUUUUAUUCCAUUAUUCAUUUAAACACAAAAUCGAAAACUGAAAAAAAAAAAAAAAAAAGAAUCGUUAUCUUUUUUUUCAUCUGGUUUUGAAGACAUAUAAUGAAGAAAAUAGUUGUUUUUUCAUUUUCUUAUUUUUUGUUUUAUUUUGAAAAACGAAUGAAUGAAUGAUACACGGAUUACUUCUAAAGACUGAAAGAGAGAUUUAAGUUUCUGAUACAAAGCCCAAAAACCUUGCCUUAUUUUUUGCCUCCAGGAUUGACCGAUGUUGACGAGAUUUCCAACCAAGCCAUAUUAACUUCACUCAUAUUUUUAUCGUUUAAAUUUGCGAAACUACCUUGUGAUAAGCCAUCUAACGCUCAUUACAAGCCGGUGAAUCGAAUAGCUGUACCUAAUAAAGUGGCCUCUCGUUUUUGCCGAUUUUCCCGGGGUUUUCAGGAGCAGACGGGAGCGAACCCAACGCCACUCUUCUGUUCGCGGGUUUGUCCGUCUCUUGGAUCAGAAUCACUGUAAACAUCGUGAACGCGCCGCGGUGUGUUCCACGUCCACUGUAUUUGUUUUGUUUUGUUUUGUUUUUUUUAUGAUAUGAAUGGUUAUUUAUCGGAUCCGUGCUCUUAUCAAGACACAUGCCAGUGGAGAUGUAACCAUAGUAACUGCAUCAAGAACUAUAAACGUAAAUGUUUGUUGUAAAUGUCAUGAGUUGUACAUUUGAAAGAUUGUAACUCAACAGAUAAUUAAAAGAUAAUAGCUGGUCA